Trichoderma harzianum CBS 226.95 is the source of this 1789-nucleotide messenger RNA. RefSeq lists its product as hypothetical. Gene Ontology annotation, biological process: protein phosphorylation; spliceosomal complex assembly; regulation of mRNA processing. Gene Ontology annotation, molecular function: protein kinase activity; ATP binding. Bases 26 to 1552 code for a protein of 508 amino acids. Lineage: Eukaryota; Fungi; Ascomycota; Sordariomycetes; Hypocreales; Hypocreaceae. The transcript is spliced from 4 exons. The record is from RefSeq and is a predicted model, not a curated record.
AACCCGCCAAUUGCCCAGCGCCACCAUGGCUCACUCGCCGUCCUCGUCGUCGGCGGCUGACGACCCCGCCGAGAACACGGCCGACGAGGAAGAUUCCGAAGACUACUGCAAGGGCGGUUAUCACCCCGUCCAGAUUGGCGAAAAGUUCAAGGACGGCAAGUACACGGUUGUGCGCAAGCUGGGCUGGGGUCACUUCUCGACCGUCUGGCUGUCGCGGGACAACACAAACGGCAAACACGUCGCGCUCAAGGUGGUGCGCUCCGCCACCCACUACACGGAGACGGCCGUCGAUGAGAUUAAGCUUCUCAACAAGAUCGUCCAGGCCAACCCCAACCAUCCCGGCCGCAAACAUGUCGUCAGCCUCCUCGACUCGUUCGAACACAAGGGCCCCAACGGAACCCACAUGUGCAUGGUGUUUGAGGUGCUGGGCGAGAAUCUGCUAGGCCUCAUAAAGAGAUGGAACCACCGCGGUAUUCCCAUGCCUCUUGUCAAGCAAAUCACCAAGCAAGUCCUGCUUGGCCUGGAUUACCUACACCGGGAGUGUGGCAUCAUCCACACCGAUCUCAAGCCCGAAAACGUCUUGAUUGAAAUUGGAGACGUUGAGCAGAUUGUCAAGAAGGUCGUCAAGCCCGAGACGCCCGACAAAGAGAACAACCGCAACGGCCGCAGAAGACGUAGGACGCUCAUUACUGGCAGCCAGCCGUUGCCAUCUCCCCUCAACGCCAACUUCAACCACAACAACCUAUUCCCAUCAUCAACUUCCCAGGGCAGCCUGGCUGGAAUGCUGGAAGGUAAGAACAAGGACGGAUCGCCAAAGGCCGACGACGCUCAUAAGAGAGAAAAGUCUGCUGACCUCCUGACUCGCGAAGUGUCGGGUAUCUCUCUAGACAAAUCCAGCACGCCUUCGUCGGGCUCAACCGGCGACAAGCGCAAGGCGGAUGAUUCGCAUGCGUUUGAGGUGAUUAGCGUCAAGAUUGCCGACCUGGGCAAUGCAUGCUGGGUCAAUCACCACUUCACCAACGAUAUUCAAACGCGACAAUAUCGAUCUCCAGAGGUGAUUCUAGGCGCAAAGUGGGGUGCAAGCACAGAUGUCUGGAGCAUGUCUGCCAUGGUGUUCGAGUUGAUUACGGGCGACUAUCUCUUCGAUCCCCAGUCUGGCACUAAGUAUGGCAAGGACGACGACCACAUCGCGCAGAUCAUAGAGCUGCUGGGCCCCUUCCCACGAUCCCUGUGCCUCAGCGGCAAAUGGAGCCAGGAAAUAUUCAACAGAAAGGGAGAGCUCCGGAACAUUCAUAGGCUGAGGCACUGGGCUUUACCAGACGUCCUGAGAGAGAAAUAUCAUUUCAAAGAGGACGAGGCUAAGCGCAUCUCGGCCUUUUUGACUCCGAUGCUCGAGCUCGUGCCAGAGAAGCGCGCUAACGCCGGCGGCAUGGCAGGGCACCCGUGGCUGGACGACACGCCGGGCAUGAAGGGCGUCAAGAUCGAGGGGUUGGAGGUUGGCAGCCGUGGAGAGGGAAUUGACGGCUGGGCCACCGAGGUGCGGAAACGAUGAACUGGAGCUCUAUAUAGACGGACAGGAGCCAUGGAUCAAGCCAUGUUGCGCAAUGUAUUUUUGGACCAUACUACGCCGCCAACUAAUGAGAUGGAUGGUAGAAGAUUUCGGUGCCCGGGUAUGGUCGAAAGAUGCCCAGGGUAGCCUUUCAAAGUCAAGGUAGAUAUGAAAAAUGAUUCCCUUACGAAACGAACAAGCGAGAGGGGCGGGACAAACAAACGAAAACCACAAAAAAAA